GUGCAAUUUCUUGAUAGAAAAGACACACAAUAGAGCUAAAAAGGGGAAAAUUUCAAGUGAAAUUCAUUUAAUCGCAGUUCCUGCAAAUCUUCGCCCCCAUCGAGCUCAUUGAUUUUUCGUUCCUUCUCGCAAGAUCGCAAUGACGAAACAGCAAGCGAAUUGGUCUCCGUACGACAACAAUGGAGGGACUUGUGUUGCAAUCGCUGGAUCCGAUUACUGUGUCAUCGCUUCCGACACUCGAAUGUCGACUGGCUACAGUAUUCUUACCCGCGACUACUCCAAAAUUAUUCAGCUAGCGGACAAAUCUGUGAUGGCCUCCUCGGGUUUUCAGGCAGAUGUGAGAGCUCUGCAGAAGGUCUUGUCAGCCAGGCACUUGCUCUAUCAACACCAGCAUAACAAGCAAAUGAGCUGUCCUGCAAUGGCACAGCUGCUCUCUAAUACCUUGUACUACAAACGUUUCUUCCCUUACUAUUCUUUCAACGUCUUGGGUGGCCUUGACCAUGAAGGAAAGGGCUGUGUUUACACUUAUGAUGCUGUCGGAUCUUAUGAGAGGGUGGGAUACAGCUCUCAAGGUUCUGGUUCGACUCUUAUUACACCCUUCUUGGACAACCAACUGAAGUCUCCAAGUCCUCUCUUAUUACCUGCAAAGGAUGCGGUUACGCCUCUUUCGGAGACGGAAGCCAUUGACUUGGUGAGAACUUGUUUUGUAUCAGCAACAGAAAGGGACAUAUACACGGGAGAUAAGCUGGAGAUUGUCGUUCUGAAUGCCAGUGGAAUUCGUCGCGAGUACAUGGAACUUAGGAAAGAUUAAAUUUGGUUUCCCGUUUCUUGUUCCCCUGCUUUUCGAACUGAGAGGGAGCGAACUAGAUUAAAAGCAAGAUGUUUCUCAAGUGUUUCCGAACACAUUUCUUGCCUUUUUUUUAGCUGGACGAACGCUUUCUUUCACAGAACUUGGUUCAAGUUGUUUUAUUACUGGAAAGUCUGUUUGUGUUUAAACCUUAAUCUGGGAUGUUAUGUAGUGACUGCUGAUCUGGCAACCUGAUUCAUUGGAAUAUGUAUCUUAAGAAACUUCUAUUGAUUCUUAUUUUACUUCUAGAAGCA
Erythranthe guttata (spotted monkey flower) is the source of this 1101-nucleotide messenger RNA. RefSeq names its product N-terminal nucleophile aminohydrolases (Ntn hydrolases) superfamily protein (gene PBF1). Gene Ontology annotation, cellular component: proteasome core complex; nucleus; cytoplasm. The record is from RefSeq and is a predicted model, not a curated record. NCBI's taxonomy places the organism in Eukaryota, Viridiplantae, Streptophyta, Magnoliopsida, Lamiales, Phrymaceae.